This is a messenger RNA of Durusdinium trenchii, 2239 nucleotides long. Lineage: Eukaryota; Dinophyceae; Suessiales; Symbiodiniaceae. The record is from the annotation of a GenBank genome assembly.
UUUCCCGUAGCUUGGACAUGGGACAUGUCGACAGUCUGGGUCGACCCCAAGACGGACGCAGCGUUUCCGGAUGCAGCGAUGGUCGACCUUUGGCGGCGAUGGUCGACCACGUGGGCCCUUCCUUUGUAUAGCAUUUGGUUGAUCUUGGCAGGAGCGCCCACACCGUCCGCAAGCGCGGCUACACACGGUGAUGCAAGCGCCGUUGAGACCUAUCUCUAUCCAACUGAGGCCUUCGCCCUCUCAGUGGCACCACUGUGUAAGGAGCUCAACGCAUCCCUUGGGCUUCACCUGGGCCUUGAGCACUACGUCGCCCUCACCAGCGCGGGUACCGAACACCCUGCAGCACGAAGGUUUGCUGGGCACGUGGCUGAGGGCAAGCAGUGGCUGGAGCUGGAAGUGACGCGGGCCUUGGGCUGGGAUGAGUCCUUCGUCCAGCUGCGCGCCCUUCGGCUCCGCGUGGACCACGAGCUGCGGAACGCGUAUCGCCUGAACUGCACGCUGGACGCGUCGUAUCUCUUGGGUGAUGAGGUGCCAUCGCUGCUCCUGGAGGUGGACACAGAGGAAGUCUACGACUGGUUCCGCUAUGCCGGAUACCUGCGCUGGGCAAAGUACAUCCUCCAGCAACUCGAGCGAGGUUCCUCGAGCGUGGGCGACGGCGCCGUGGACCGCAGGGGCUCGACCACCUUGGUGGACCUCGCGGGUGGCGCUGGAUGGCUCUCGUUGCUGGUGAAGGCAGCGCUGCCCAACGCCACUGUGGUCUACACAGACCUCUCAGCCUCGGCCUGCGCCGUGGCUGAGAAGGCGAUGCAGCAGAACGCCGUUGGGUCGGUGGAGCUGCGCCAGGGCGACUUCUUUGAGCCCUUGGAAGGUGUGUCCUACGACUUCAUCUUCAGCUACCCGCCCCAGGUGCCAGACGCGGACUCUGGCGGUGGCGACGGCCGCGGAAGCCCUGAGCUGGCGCUGAGGGCGGCGGAUCCCAUGGAGUUCCUGGAGCGGUUCUGCCGGGAGGUCUCCUUUGGCACGGCCGGAUGGCUGGGUGUGACCUGGGAGCUCGUAGAGACGACAAUGACGGUCUGUUGUCAGCAAGGUUGGAAUGUGAGCAUUCCGGAGGCUUUCCAGCAAGACAUCAACCUCCCGGCCGUACUCCUCGAGCUCCGGCGCCCGGACACGCCGCGGACCGCGCCCGGAGACGGCGCGGAUCGCCGUGCCUGCGCGGAGCACGCACGCCGCGCGGCGGGGCGAUGCCGCGAGUGGCUCAUGCGGCAGGGACAGCUGCAGAGGUCAGCGGAGAUGGGACAUCCUGCGGCGCAGACGAAGUGGGGAAUCCAGCUGAUGCAGCGCUCGGCCGAGUGGAAGGAUGCCUCCCUCCAGCAGGAGGCCAUCCGCUGGUACAAACGCGCAGCACAGCAGGGCGAGAUGGCGGCCGCCACACGGCUGGGCUUCUUGUACUUGACUGGCGAUGGUGUGAAGAAGAAUGCCAAAAAAGGCCUUGACUACUUGUGGCGCGCGUCUCUGCAGGGUGAGCCCGGUGCCAUGUUUGGUUUGGCCGAGACGGAGGCCUUGGCGGGCCACGAGGAGGCAGCGAAGCAAUGGUACCGGAGGUCUGCCGCGCGCGGCUUCACCGAAGCCAAGCGUCAGCUGGGGCUCUUUCUUUUGUCCCGGUCUGGUGAGCACUCGGAAGAGGCCUUUGAGCAGCUCAAAGAGGCCGCAGCUGAGGGUGAUGCCAAGGCGCACCAGCUGCUGAGGCAGUACUUCUUCCAGACUUCCCAAGAACUUUGAGGCUGCUGAGCGGCAGCUGCGGGAUUGGCGUGCACGUUUCUUGGAGCUUGCAGAGCUGCGCUAGACUCGACAGAGGUCUGCGAUUGCUUGCGACGUGAAACGCCGGCGUUUCGCUGCCUGAGAACGCCUUUGAGUCACCGAGAACGUGGUUCCAGACAUGAUCGCAAAGCAGGAAAUAGGCUAUGCCGACUGCGCCACACACGCUGCGCUUCGAUCAUCCACCAUGCCAACCUGGUGGGCAGCAGUGGUGAAGAUCAGAACGCACAGGCUGCCGAAAGACCUGAGAUGCCCUUUCUGUGUGUUAUUUUCCGUCCUUUCGUUUGCGCGUCUUGAAGCAUUGGCUGGCGAUUCGCAAAGUCGCGGUUGGAGCUCAGUGCUUUGAGAUGCUUUAGAGAGCCUUUGCCUGUGCCGCUCAUAGGAAGUUCAAUGCCAGCCGGAUUUGGAGCUUGCACGAGCGGAG